Messenger RNA from Pocillopora verrucosa, 1168 nucleotides. NCBI's taxonomy places the organism in Eukaryota, Metazoa, Cnidaria, Anthozoa, Scleractinia, Pocilloporidae. The record is from RefSeq and is a predicted model, not a curated record.
AUGGCCAGUGCUGCACCAGCAACUUCAUCCUCAAAGGAGACGACAAACUAUGCCAGGUUGUGUCGUCUCCUGGUUGAUAUUGGAACCCAGGCUCUUCGAGACACGUUAGAUACCAUCCAUUCUCCAGCAAAUCUACCCUCAGUUUUGGCGGCAAAGAAGCCCACCUUACAAUCUCUUAGAAAGAAGAAGAUUAUCAAUCCAAUACAAUGGGGAAAACUUUUCCCUCCCAUCCCUACCUCAGUGUCUUCGCGUGACUUUGACACAACUUUGCUGAUGGUUCUGUUACGGAACCUGUGCGGCUUAACUGCUCCGCUGACCGGCUGGAACGCUUUGCCUACCGUAACAGACCUCAGCAGGGAAGCGGACAUUGCCCGAGUUAAGUAUUUUAGGAACACCGUGUACGGUCACGCUGAGAAAGCUUCUGUUGAUGACGUCAAAUUCAAUGAAUACUGGCGUGACAUCCGGGACACUCUGGUCAGACUGGGAGGUGUUCCUUAUCAAGCUGCCAUUGAUAAACUUAGAAACGAGAGCAUGGACCCUGUAGUUGAAAAUCACUACGUGGGACUCCUGAGUGAGUGGAAAAAGGACGAAAAUAAUAUUAAAGAAGAGCUGGGCAAGAUGAAGAAAAUGCAGAAGAAGAUCGUGCAUGGGCAGGAGGAAUUGUUACAUGCGCAUAAGAAAAUAUUACAUACUUUGACAUCAUCGAAAGAAGUUGUUGACCAGGGCACAGUUACGGCGCAACAUGAAGUUCCUCUUAAAGUCGUCCCAAGAGAUCUUAGCGCUGAAAAACUGGAGAAAUUCAACCGGUAUUUUAGGGAGAACAUUUUAACGUGCAUGGACAACGAACUUUCUCCAACUGGAGGAAUAGGUGAAUUCCUUAAGUAUAUAGAAGACAUUUACAAACUGCGCACAAAGGCAUUAGGUUUUGGCUGCAUAGAAAUACGAGUGCAAUGCCACAAUCUGGAGAGCCUGGAAAGACUGUGGAAAGACUGCAACCAUGGCGACCUCAACAGAAUGGCUGAAAGAUACCUGGUAACGACUGAACUUAAAGAGAAACUUGAUCUGAAAGCUUUAAGAUUAAGCAUUAAGGUUAAUGAAGAGGACUACUUGGCAUGCAAGGAGUCUUUCCCGGAGGUUGUGAAGCCACCAGAAGAAGAGUCUGUCUCAG